UUUGACUGCAAGUUCUUCCCAUUUCUUUCGCCCACGUUUCGCUUUCACUACCACGAGUUCCCAACACCCAAAUCUAAGACGCAGAGAGAGAGAGAGAGAGAGAGCAGCAGCAGCAGAGAAAGGAAGAACUGAUAACCCACCAUGAGUUUGAGUGCCCACCUUCUCUCCCCAUUCUUCAAACCCCACUCUUCCCCCAGCAUUAUUUCCCCUCCUCGCCCCCCUCCAUUCAAUCCUCAACAUCUCAGUACAAGGCCGUCUCUGCUCAACGACAUUCUCUCCUUAUCCCUCGCUUUCGCCCUUUCUCUUUCUCUUCCUCUUCCUUCUGUGGCAAUCCCUUCUCUCACCUCUCAGCCUCAGCCCUCUCUGCCCACCACUCCCUUCUCCCAAUCCAAGAACUUGCCUACCGGAUUGGAAAAUGGGAAAAUUAGACCUUGUCCAUCAAUAAACCCCGGUUGCGUGUCGACAAAUCCAAAAUCAUCAUCAUUCGCGUUCCCUUGGGGGAUUCCUGAAAGCAGUACAGGGAACGCGAUUCAGAAUUUGCAAGAAGCCAUCCUGGAAACGCAGAAAAAUGCAAAGAUUCAGAUCGUUGAAGAUACCCCGAAUGGCCUGUAUCUGCAAGCCGAGGUUGAUGGAGGGUUUGGCCGAGAUGUGUUGGAAUUUUUGGUAAAAGGAGACGUGGUUACUUACAGAUGUAUGGCUACAAAGGUGACCUAUAUCUACCCCUUCACCACAGCCUUAGGCGAUUCCAAGGGACAAGAAGAAAGAAUGAAGAAGAUCAUGGACCAGCUAGGGUGGUCGGCUCCAAGUUUUGAUUCCAUGGAUUAAAUUGUUGCUCAACUAUGUGAUGCAAGGAACUUGAUUGUAUCAACCUUUCUCUGACGGUUUGCAUUUAUCCAAUUAUAGAUAGGAAUCUGUUACAAUGGACCCAUUCUAACUUGUUUGCUGUAGAAAAGUGGAACCUCUUGUGCAUUUUUACUUCUUGCCAUCCAUAAACCCAUUUGAUUGAGCUUCUUUGCUGCUCCAUUGUUUUUGCCUUUUGGUGUUGAAAUGCCAUUCUCCAUUGCUGCUGUGAA
Molecule: messenger RNA, 1073 nt
Organism: Diospyros lotus (date-plum)
Lineage: Eukaryota; Viridiplantae; Streptophyta; Magnoliopsida; Ericales; Ebenaceae
Product: thylakoid lumenal 17.9 kDa protein, chloroplastic
Exons: 4
Coding region: 142-825 (227 amino acids)
Source: RefSeq, a predicted model, not a curated record